AUGGGUCUGAACUACUACGCCUCAUCGCCAACCGUGGUCCUGCCGCCCCAACAACCGCAGGCCUACUUCUCACAUCACCAAAGCGCCUCAUCACCAAUGGGUAAUAUGCGUCCCAAAUACCCUACUCCACCAUCGCUCAACUAUCUAGCCGCAACUUCCAAUGCCACCGCUGGGCGCAAACGUUCCAUUGCCGACGUCGACGAACCGGAGGAGAACCUACCUGUCGGAUCCAUUAUCACUCAAUCGCCUUCGAAACCAAAGGCCGAGCCUGUGUACGGCCCAGGAAUGACCCUCAUCUACCCUGGAGAGCCCGGCUACAGAAUGGCUGCCGAGUCUCAAUCAGGCACCUGGUACGAAGAGAAAAUCGAGAAGGAAGAGAAAGCUGAAGCUGUUCGUCCUAUUGCCAUCUCGCGCAAAUCAGUUCGCAUGAGCCCAACUGCCAAUAUCCAAAUCCCCUCCCUCAACGACAUGGACGCUCAGAAGACUGAAGAGCUCAUCGACGACAACGGCACUACAGUUAAUAAGCUCAUCAUGGCCCUCGGAGUAGGCUGGAAGAACGUCAUGUCCAACCCCAACCUACGCGAUGCAGCACGCGCAUAUGCGCGCGUAAUUGAGCGUCACUUCGACUUCACUGAUGCUCUUGUCAUGCUUGAGAAGGAGUCGAUCAAUGCCUACCUGGUACGCGCCAAACAACACGGCGUCCAAGGCUACUGGCUAUUCUCGGACAGCCUCCAGUGGUGCCAGCUCGUAGGGUGGUCGCUUGAGCGAACAGUCAACAACCUCAUGUUCGGAUCUACUCCUCGCGUCGAGGGCGAGCGCAUCAAUGCUCGCCAGCUCACUCCAACUCCGGAGCCUGCUGCGGCGUCCAUUUCCCAGCCCGUCGCCGACAUUCCCAUGGCUGCUGCGGACGUGGAUGCAAUGGAGAUUCUAAAAAUGGCAACCCGCGCCAUCAAGCACGGCUUUGCCUACGCUCCAAGCGCUGCCGAAGAUACCGCUCCUCAGCAACGCGAACAUGUCGCGCGCAACGCGUCGCCCAGCACCCCCGACACCAUUGCCUAG
Molecule: messenger RNA, 1059 nt
Organism: Pyrenophora tritici-repentis Pt-1C-BFP
Lineage: Eukaryota; Fungi; Ascomycota; Dothideomycetes; Pleosporales; Pleosporaceae
Source: RefSeq, a predicted model, not a curated record